Molecule: messenger RNA, 1887 nt
Organism: Toxotes jaculatrix (banded archerfish)
Lineage: Eukaryota; Metazoa; Chordata; Actinopteri; Toxotidae
Gene: slc7a6os
Product: solute carrier family 7 member 6 opposite strand
Exons: 5
Coding region: 53-1039 (328 amino acids)
Biological process (GO): developmental process
Source: RefSeq, a predicted model, not a curated record
UUUCGCGAUUUCCAUCUGUCUAUCUGCGAGACAACCCAGACAGAGGAACAACAUGGAUCCAAACACAACGAUUUUGCGAGUCAAGCGAAAAAGGGGGACCGACCCCGCAGAUGCUUUGCUGUUGGCGUGCAAACGUAUCCGGCCGGAAACGAACCAGAGCUCAGGCGAAACGGUACCUGAGCCCAAUGAAGCCGAGGUGGAAAACUCUGUGUUCAAACUCGUGGCGACCGUAGCGACACAGGAUGCUCCCGUUCAGACGCAGGUCCGGCAGGCUUUGGCUCGGCCUCGCAUGGCCCACGCACUGCGCCCCUCUGCUGCCAGCUCUCAACGGAUAAUUGGGGACCUACGGAGCACAAAGUGGAGCACCCGGAGGGAGGAACGCUACAGGAUACUUUCCAGCCACCGUACAGGGCUGUCAGAUCCAGCUGAGCAGCAAACCCCCCAAAUAGAUGCUGCUGAGAACGUAGGGGAAAGUGGGAAAGAGCAGGACAAAUCCUGGGGCCUUGGUGAAAUCCAGGUGGUUGAUCUGAUACAUGAAGAUGUGGAGGAGCAGGACAAAUUGUCUGGCAAGACGUUAACAGACCCAGAAGUGAUCCUGUGUAACAACACAAAGAUGCUGCGGGAGUCUCUGAGCAUAUCUGGAGAGAGACUGGGGGAAGAGCACCGGGAGCAGGAUUAUGACUACGUCUAUGAUCUUUACUACCAGGAAACGGUCACACCAGGCUGGAUCCAGGACAUCCUGUCUGUCAGGGCCUACCCCGAUGAGGGAGAACUGGUGCCGGACCUUGUGGUUCAUGAAGAGGAGGUGUAUGAAGAUGAGGAUGAUGAAAACGAGGAAGGCAACUGGAGGAACGACUACCCUGAUGAGGAAAGUGACGAAGACGGUGACAGAGAGGAGCGCUAUGGUGGUUACUGGGAGGAGGAGCACUCAUACAGCCGGAGGAGCUGGGAGCGCUACCGGACGGAAGUGCUGCACGAGCUGGGCUGCCGUGAUGAGGAGGAUGAGGAUGAGGAUGGAGACAAAUACAGUUCCGAUUGAUCCACCCCUUAACCCACGCUUGUGCCCUUUCCACGGAUGACACCAUACUCCAUAGACCUCUGUGUAGGUGAGAGUGGAGGAGAACACCUGCUAGAACGGCACAUAACAUGGAUACACACCUGAAAAAUGUUUAAGAAAUACCAUCUUAAAGUGUGGCAAUUUCUGUGUAGCACUCAUCAGAUUUUAGUUUAAAGUUCCUAAUUUUAAGUGAAACUGACCAACAAACACCCUGUUACAUUAACACCGUUAUGAAAGGUUCAAUUCCAUGUGCCAAAGUAUUACAGUGUCACUGAGCCACACAGCUUAUAGACAGCUAAAAUGCAAAUUGCUGACAUACCGUAUCAGUAGACACCUUUUGUUUUAGAGUGAGAGCAUCUUUCUCUUUACUACACAGAUCUUUAAGGGGUAGGUGUUAUUACAGGAAGGAUCCAGUGUCUUUUUUUUUUUUUUUUUUUUUUAAAUUGUGGUGGAGUGAAUUUGUGUGUGGGUGUUGUUCACAGUGGAUGCGUGUUUGAAAUAUUGCACAUUAGUGUGAUAUGCCUCGUAUGCUUUGUGCUGUUAACAGUUCUGUUAGUGAGACGUCUUGGGCCGUGUGUGGUUGCAAUUUAGGGUGUUUGCAUUUUGUGCAUGGUAGUGCGUGUAUGUUUGUAUGUAUAAUUGUGUGUGUUUAGAUUUUUGCAUAAUGUGAAAGCGUGGUGCAUCACUUUUGUUGUGGGUUUGCGAGUUUGGUUCAGAAAUUCCCCCCUUGAAGUUCAGAUUGUUUCUCUUGGAUGCUUGUUGAGUUAAAACUUUUGUAAAUAUGUAGAUGUGUAUAAAAAGAAAGCUUUCAAAAUAAACAUAAAACAUGU